Messenger RNA from Rubroshorea leprosula, 2256 nucleotides. The record is from the annotation of a GenBank genome assembly. NCBI's taxonomy places the organism in Eukaryota, Viridiplantae, Streptophyta, Magnoliopsida, Malvales, Dipterocarpaceae.
CGCGAUUUUGCGAACUCCGUUUCGUUGCCUCCGAUCGAUCCCAAUUCCCGCAUGAAAAACCCAGACAAAAUCUUUUGAAAUUAACAGACCCAUGGAUCAGCAGAGCCGAGUUCUGUGUCCGGAGAACGAAGAAUUAGCCAAGUACUUCGUGCAGAAGAGGCAGGAGUUAGCUGAGAAGCCAAAAGGGAUACCGGAGAACACGGAUAAUACUCUCUCUAAGGCCUACUACAACAUUUGCAAUGCACAACAUCCCAUCAAGACCCUCAAAGAACUCAAUGCCAUCAAGGGUGUGGGAAAAUGGAUUCUAAGUCUUAUGAAAGGUUAUUUUGAGAGUACUCAAAGUAGUUCAGGAAGUUCACAAGCAGAAGACUCAACAAAGAACGAUAAGAGAACUAAAGGAAAAAGACGAUAUUUGCCACAAAGGAACUCUGUUGCAUAUGCCUUGCUGAUUACCCUAUACAGGGGCACGGCAGAUGAAAAUGAAUUUAUGCGUAAACAGGAUCUAAUUGAUGCAGCUGAAGCAAGUGGACUUUCUAGGGCACCAAUUAUGCCAGAAAAGGGAAAAGGGAAGCCUAGCCAAGUUGGAAGUUCUCCCAGGGACUGGUAUACUGGAUGGAGCUGCAUGUCAACAUUGAUAAAUAAGGGAUUAGUUGCAAAAUGGAGUAAUCCAGCAAAAUACAAAUUGACAGAGGCAGGCAAGGAAGUUGCGCGUGAAUGCAUGUUGAGAUCUAAUUUGGCAAAUUCCAGAACAAAUUUGACUAAUUUAGGGGCUUCUGAUCUGCAUAGAGAUGAUGUGUUGGAUCUGGGGUGUGCUCAGCCUGAUACUUGCAGAGAAGAAACAAUUUCUUCUGCUGGCUUUAGCCAGAAGAGCUCAGUAGAUGUCCCAGUUGAACUUCUUGAAAGGUUUAUGCCCAUGGGUUACUCUAAGGAACAAGUUCUUCAUGCAUUUUCUGAAGUUUCAGAAACUUCCCAGGAUAGAGAGUUCUCUUCACUAUGGCCUGCAGUCAUGUGUCACCUUCGAGAAGAUCGAGUUUAUGGUGGAGAAAAUCCUGCUUCAAAUCAUAGUGAUUUGGUGGAUUUAACUUGUGAUGGUGGACACAAUCCAGGCUUCAGUUCUCUUCCAAGUUUGUUUACCUUGAGGGCUUGCUCUUUAACUGAUUGCAUUGCUGAAAAGUCUAUUACAAAUGGUUUGGAAGCAAGUAUGAAUGUUUUAAGUUUGCCACCUCUGAGCUUGGGGGAGAGAUUUGAGGAUAUAUACGAAGUAAUCUUAAUAUUAGAUGACAGAGAGCAGUUUAGCAACCAAAGGUCAAGGAACAGGAGGGUUGUUGAGAGUAUAUGCUCAGACUUCAAAAUCAAAACAGAAUUUAGGCGACUACCUAUUGGAGAUGGAAUCUGGAUAGUGCGGCAUAAGGUUCUUCACAGUGAAUAUGUUCUAGAUUUUAUUGUUGAAAGGAAGAAUAUUGAUGACUUACGCUCUUCAAUACGGGACAAUCGCUAUAAGGAUCAGAAAUUACGGCUUCUGAGAUCUGGACUUAAGAAGCCAAUAUAUCUUGUGGAAGGUGAUCCAAAUAGAUCGGAAGUUGCUGAAAGUAUCAAAACAGCAUGUUUCACAACAGAGAUACUGGAAGGUUUUGAUGUGCAGAGAACUAUUAAUUUACCUGAUACCAUAAAGAAGUACAGCCAUCUUACUAGAGCAAUAACUCAUUACUAUAAAUCAUACCUCCCUGAGGACCCCUCUAGAUGCCCUGGAGUCUGUCCUCUCUAUAACGAAUUCAUCAAAAGGUGCCAAGAGCUGGACAAAAUUACAGUCAGUGAUGUAUUUGCCAUUCAGCUUAUGCAGGUACCACAGGUAACAGAGGAUAUUGCUCUAGCUGUUGUGGAUAUGUACCCGACACUUCUAUCUCUAGCCCGUGCCUACUCCCUUCUUGAUGGUGAUGUUGGUGCACAAGAAGAGAUGCUCAAGAAGCUAAGUAACAACGUGGUCAGUUCUGCUGCAAGUAAGAACAUCUUCAAGUUUGUUUGGGGUGAUUGAGAAUUGCAUUUUUUCUUGUAAUGUAAACAAAACCUUGAUUUUGUGCAAAGCACAACCUUUUUGCUUAUGUAAUUGUUGCUUUUAGUUACAGAAUGUAAAGAAGAUCGAUUAUAUGAAUGUAGCAGGUACAAAUGCAAACUUUGUAAACAUUUUUCUUUGUGGCUGAACUGAAGAACUCUAAAAGCAUCUCAAUGCUUAAAAAUUAGUAAAAAGUGAACAAAUGC